This is a messenger RNA of Radiomyces spectabilis, 1009 nucleotides long. Its product is annotated as short-chain dehydrogenase family protein. The record is from RefSeq and is a predicted model, not a curated record. The transcript is spliced from 3 exons. The coding region runs from base 19 to 918 and encodes 299 amino acids. Lineage: Eukaryota; Fungi; Mucoromycota; Mucoromycetes; Mucorales; Radiomycetaceae. Gene Ontology annotation, molecular function: oxidoreductase activity.
CUCACACAUAAAUUCAUCAUGGCUCAAAACGUUAACCAAGUUUCUUCCGAUUUUCCCGGUCAAACCCAGAACCAGCCCGGUUUGCAGCAUGAAAUGAACCCUCACCCCAUCAACUAUGAUAUGGUCGGUGACGAAGGCAAAUUGGAGCCAUACAAGGCUGCUGGCAAAUUGAAGGGAAAGAAGGCUAUCGUUACUGGUGGUGAUUCCGGUAUUGGUCGUUCUGUUGCUUUCUUGUUUGCCAAGGAAGGUGUUGAUGGUCUCACCAUCUUCUACCAUCCUCGUGAAGAGAAGGACGCUCUCGACACCAAGAAGGAUAUCGAAGGCAACAACAAGUGCCAAGUCGAGACUGUCGGUUUGGACAUUGGUGACGUCGAGCAAGUGAAGAAGGCUGUUCAGAAACACGUUGACAGAUUCGGUACUAUUGAUAUUCUCGUCAACAAUGCCGGUGAACAGCACAUUGCUGAGCACUUCAAGGAUAUUCCCGUCGAACAGAUGCAGAGAACUUUCCAGACCAACAUUCUCGGUAUGAUGUACACUACCAAGUUCUCUCUUCCUCACAUGAAGAAGGGUAGCGCUAUUGUCAACACCACCUCCGUUACUGCGUACCGUGGUUCUGCCAAAUUGGUUGAUUAUUCCAGCACCAAGGGCGCCAUUGUGGCCUUUACCCGUUCGUUGUCUCAGCAGCUUGCUGGUCAAAUCCGUGUCAACGCUGUUGCUCCCGGCCCCAUCUGGACUCCCUUGAUUCCUGCCUCUUUCACCAAGGAACAAGUAGAACAGUUUGGCAAGUCUACUGCCAUGGGACGAGCCGGUCAGCCUGUUGAAUGCGCCACUGCCUAUGUCUUCCUUGCUGGUCCUGAUGCCAGCUACUUCACUGGCCAGGUCCUCCAUCCCAACGGUGGUGAUAUCAUCAACGGUUAAUCUCAUCCAGAAAUUACUUUUUACCUGUAAAUUUAAUUCGUUCUUGAAUGCUUCUUCCUGCAUUCACAAGUAAAUAAAUUGUAUAAGACAC